UCUGUUUAGUACGCAUUUAUCUGUCCAAGUGAAAACUCAAUCAGACCAUAAGUGAAUUGAACAAUUUUCAAACAAAAGGAAAAGAAUAAAAUGGAUGCAGACGAUGAUAUCAUUGAUGACACCUUCAGCAGAAACCGCAAAAACAAAGAAAAGCCUCCACUAUGGGAUUCGUUCCAAGACCCGCCCUCAAAGAAGGCUACCGGCUCUGCCGCAAGUUGGAACAAACUGGGAAUUUUUUUAAAACUCUUUAAGCUUUUUACGUACAUUUUUGUAUUUAUCACCGUCCUGGUCACAGCCAUUGCUUCGAAAAUCUCAUUUAUUUUUAUGGUGGCUCAAGUUCAACCGCACCGAAGUCUUAAAUACUGCAACAUUGUAGAUCGCGACGUAGAUUAUAUUGUCAAUUUACCCAUAACGGAACAUAUUGUGUGGCUGUGGGGACUCAUUAUUUCUUUCGCUGCACCAGAAGUUUUUACCUUUUUUCGUUCCCUUCGAAUUUGUAUAUUCAAGGAUGUGAAAUCACCUACAUGGCCAGAAGUUUUAUUGGUGAUUUCCUUUGAAUUGCUUCAUGUAAUCGGAUUGGCCCUACUGACAUUUUACGUUUUUGCACAUUUGGAUUCGGUAAAAGCGUUGAUGUUAUGUAGCAGUGUUUGCUUUACACCGGCCCUUUUAAACAUUCUUGUUGGUACCCGAAAACACUGGAAAUCCAUUGCCGUUUAUACAAUUAGCAUUUUGGCCCUAAUGUCACAGUCAACGGCAUUUGUGGUCUGGCCAUCCUUUGUCAAUUCAAUACAUGUGCAAAUAUUAGCCAUACCCUUGAUACUGGUUUCAAUGCGUUGGUGGGAAAAUUACAUCAAUUCUUAUUCCAGCAUAGGCAACUUGAUUAAAAUGGUCCGUCGAACCAAAUCACGCUAUCACACGUAUUUGUAUUUGUCGCCAUUGAAAGUUAUUCUAUUCGGUGCAAUUGCGUUUAGCGUUCAUGGCUUGCCUGUCCCGCAGUAUUUUUCAAUGUUUACCCAAUCAUGGAAUCCACACAAUAUUCUGGUUAAAAGGGUCGAUAUGGUUGUGAAUACAUUAUCGAAUUCAUCGCACCCAACAUCCCCAACUCUAACGAAGGCCAGUGAAACAUUCACCAUCAAAUCAGACACGAAUGUAGUCAUCUACACGGUGCUAGUACAGGUGCUGUCAUCGUAUUUGUGUUAUAUUUUUGCCAAAUUUGCAUGUAAAAUAAAAAUCCAAGAAUUCAGUUUCGCCCUGCCUUUGAGUUUGGCUACACCAUUGGCUGUGGUCACCACAGUUGCUCUAACAUGGCUGCGGGAGUCAAAUGUGUGUGCCCUUAACGAAUACUUUCCCUCGUACUUGGCAUUACAGGCUGUGUCGGAUGGGUCGGACGGGGAUGGCGGUUAUGGCAGUCUUUCUGAUUUCAUGAAUAAAAUUGUCGUAGAACACCUUUGGAUUUGGCUGUUGUGGUGGCUCUCACAACUGUGGGUAACACAUCAUAUCUGGCGUCCGAAAAACGACAAGAACCUUCCCACCGAGAAGCUGUUCAUUUGUCCGUGGUAUUGCGGCUUUUUGGUAGAACAAUGUAUUGCGCUGAAUAGACGUAUUGUGGAUUGGAAUGAAGAGUACUUAUCAAUUAAGGGCGGCAACAAGAAGGCCUUGAAUGGCGACCCAGCCACUGAUAUUUUGGAAUCGGAUAAGAUUGCACAACUCAUUGUUUGUGCAACAAUGUGGCAUGAAACCAUGGAUGAAAUGAUGGAGUUCUUAAAGUCCAUUGUCCGUCUCGAUGAAGAUCAAUGUGCCAGACGUAUGGCCAAAAUCCAUAUCAAUAAUGGCAAGCCGGACGAAGGUUAUUACGAAUUGGAAACCAAUAUAUUUUUCGAUGAUGCUUUCGUAUUGGAUGAAAAAUAUGUAGAAAAUCCCAAAAACCCCCCACUCAAUGAAUAUGUGAAACUACUGAUUACCAGCAUCGACAAGGCUGCGUUCGAAGUGUACGGUGUUAACAUUAAGAUCAAGCCACCCGUAAAAAUUGAAACACCUUACGGCGGUCGCUUAGUAUGGACACUGCCCGGGCGUAGCAAAAUGAUUGCUCAUCUGAAAAACAAGGACAAAAUUCGUCACAAAAAACGCUGGUCCCAAGUCAUGUACAUGUACUACUUGUUGGGCUUUCGUAUAAUGGAAUUGGAAAAUGUGUCAGCGAAGCGUAAAGCUGUUAUAGCAGAAAACACUUUUUUAUUAGCUCUCGAUGGUGACAUUGAUUUUCAGCCACAGGCUGUACAGUUGCUGAUAGAUCGCAUGAAGGCUAUCGAUGAAUUGGGAGCUGCCUGUGGUCGCAUUCAUCCAGUAGGCAGGGGACCGAUGGUUUGGUAUCAAAUCUUCGAAUAUGCCAUUGGUCACUGGCUGCAAAAGGCUACUGAACACGUUAUUGGCUGCGUUCUCUGUAGUCCUGGUUGCUUUAGUUUGUUUCGGGGCAGUGCUUUGAUGGAAAACAGCGUCAUGAAGAAAUACACUACAGUAUCACAAGAGCCGAUGCAUUACGUUCAAUAUGAUCAAGGGGAAGAUCGAUGGCUCUGUACGCUCAUUCUUAAGCAAGGUCUGCGUGUCGAAUAUUCUGCUGCCUCGGAUGCCUAUACCCACUCACCAGAAAUUUUCAACGAAUUUUAUAAUCAACGUCGUCGCUGGGUGCCCUCUACGAUCGCAAAUAUUUUUGAUUUGCUUUCUGAUGCAGAAAUGGUUGUAAAGAAUAACAGUUCCAUAUCGAGACCAUAUAUUUUUUAUCAAGCCAUGCUAAUGGUGGGAACCAUACUCGGCCCCGGCACCAUAUUUCUCAUGAUGAUCGGAUCAUUCGUUACGGUGUUCAGUACAGGAAUUUGGACAUCAUUUUUAUGGAAUUUUAUUCCAUUAUUAGCAUUUAUUUUGUCGUGUAUUUAUUUAAAACAAAAAUAUCAGCUCUUGUUGGCGUUUGUCAUAAGUGCCGUAUAUUGCUUAGUAAUGAUGGCUGUACUGAUCGGUAUUAUUAUACAAAUGAUAGAUGAUGGACCCUUGGCACCAGCUUCCUUAUUUUUCCUUUUGGUAUUUUUGCAAAUUUUCAUUGCAGGAAUUAUGCAUCCACAAGAAGCUGGAGCUCUCGUUUGCGGCUUAAUUUACUACAUAACCAUUCCGUCCAUGUACAUGCUAUUACUUAUCUAUUCCGUAUUCAAUAUGAAUGAUGUAUCAUGGGGGACACGUGAGGUGGCUCCUAAAAAGGACGACGAAAGCACUGUACAGGAUGAAGAAAGUUCAGGAAAAGAAUAUUUACCGGGUUGGAUAAAUGAUCCCCUACUAGUUGACUCGCAGUUGGGCGAGAUAUCGUUGCGCGAGAAACGCUUCUGGAAGGACUUAAUUAAAUUAUAUUUAAAGCCUAUGUUUCACACAAAGGAGAAAAAGGCUGAGAUUGCUGAUAGCCUUCGUGAACUGCGUAAUAUGUUUGCAUUUGCUUUUGUCAUGAUUAACGCAAUUUUUGUUCUAAUCGUUUUCUUGCUGCAACUAAAGAAGGACUAUUUGCAUCUGGAAUGGCCCAUUGAUCCGGAGGAUUUUAUAACAUAUGAUGCAGAUAAUUCACAAAUCUAUAUAUAUCGACGUUACAAACAUCUGGAUCCCAUUGGCUUUUGUUUUGUCAUUUUCUUUGGCAUCAUUCUUAUUAUUCAGUUCAUUGCAAUGUUCUUCCAUCGCUUUGCCACCAUAUCACAGCUUUUGGCCACAACCAAAUUGGAUUGGCUGAGAGCAUCAAGUACGAUAACAGACGAGGAUGCUGCACAGGAAAUUCGAGGGAAUGCAGUGCACAUUGCACGUCAACUGCAACGACCAAAACGUCUUGAUGACGAGGAUGAAGAAGAUAGUGGUAAUGGCAGUAAAACCAACGACUGGGAUGAUGAUGAUGUGGGGAAUCACAUGACUCGACGUUCAACAGUAUUCAAGUUGCAUGAAAAUCGUAAUAAGAACCAAUACGAUUACAGUGAUUUGCCACGGAAUUUUGAGCGUCGAUUUUUGGGCGAAGAUGAUAUCAGCGUCAAACAUAUAUCCAUGAGUCGCAAAUCGUUGAUGCUCCUUAAUGAGACACGUUUUGUAGCUAAACGACGUCUAACACAGCAAACACAUCGCAAUACGGUUAUGAAUAGAAAUCCUAUGCAUGGAUUUGACAACGAUGCCUUUGAAAGUUCGAACUGAGAAAAGUUGUAAUAUGGAAAAGAACCUGAAUAAACAUAUCUGAAAAUAUGGAGUUGUAUUUAACUACUAGAUAUGUGCAGGAGCUGAUAUCGUAUUCUACGAAAAUGUGAAGUAAUAUAUUUAAUAAAGG
Musca domestica (house fly) is the source of this 4333-nucleotide messenger RNA. It is a transcript of the gene Chs2, whose product is annotated as chitin synthase chs-2. Lineage: Eukaryota; Metazoa; Arthropoda; Insecta; Diptera; Muscidae. The transcript has 16 exons. The coding region runs from base 91 to 4203 and encodes 1370 amino acids. The record is from RefSeq and is a predicted model, not a curated record. Gene Ontology annotation, cellular component: cell septum; cell periphery. Gene Ontology annotation, molecular function: chitin synthase activity.